Verticillium nonalfalfae is the source of this 975-nucleotide messenger RNA. RefSeq lists its product as uncharacterized. Gene Ontology annotation, molecular function: hydrolase activity. The record is from RefSeq and is a predicted model, not a curated record. The transcript is spliced from 3 exons. Lineage: Eukaryota; Fungi; Ascomycota; Sordariomycetes; Glomerellales; Plectosphaerellaceae. The coding region runs from base 1 to 975 and encodes 324 amino acids.
AUGGCUGAAGCCGAGAUUGCGACGAAGGCGCCCGAGAGCGAUGCUGCUGCUCCUGUCCAGGAGCCUGUCAUUCCCGGCGACACUCCUGCUCAGACCGGACCAACCAUGGGAGAACACAGCGAACAUUGCGUUUCAGACCGGCCGGCUCCACAUGGCCAAUCCGCUACCGGCGAAAUCAUCCAAAUCAACGACACCGAUGUAUACAUCUCCAAGCCCGCCGACUACCCCCAUGCACAAGCUCGCUUCUUGCUCCUCCUUACAGGUGGUACGGGCGUUCACUCGACAAACAACCAGAUUCAGGCCGACAAGUUUGCCAGCGAGGGCUUCCUUGUGGCUAUGCCUGACAUCUUCAACAAAGAUCCGGCGCCGACGUCUUCCACCUUUGAUGUCGAGCAGAGCGACUCCUUUCUAGAUACUAUCAAGCUCAAGGUAGCUGAGACCGCCAAAAGCUUCCAGAUUGACAUGUGGCUUGCGCGCCAUACGGAAGAGAAGGUGCUGCCUAUCCUACACCGCGUCAUCGACGGGUGCCGGGAGAAGUACGCUGAUGCCAUCAAGCACGGCGAUGGCAUAUAUGCCGUAGGCUACUGCAUAGGCGGACGCUACAUUCUACUCCUCGGAUCUGACAGCCAGGCCGUAGCACAGAAGCCCGCCGACGAAGAGGCUGGCCAGCUGAAAAAGGGUCCCUCUAUCAAGGUUGGCGCGCUGGCCCACGGCGCAUCUGUGACGCCAGACGACUUCAAGGGGUUAAGAAUUCCUAUCUCACUAGUGUGUGUAGAAGAUGAUCCCCUAUUUCCUGAACAUGUACGCACGUUCGGCGAAGACGCCAUGUCCAAGGCGAACCUUGAGCACGAGGUUCGGGUCUACCCCGGAGUUCCGCAUGGCUUCGCUGUUGCUGGUGAAUACGAAGAUGCAGCCAUUCGAGAGGCACAGGCUACGGCUUACCACCAAAUGUUGAAGUGGGUCCAGGAGCACUAA